Molecule: messenger RNA, 3048 nt
Organism: Nilaparvata lugens (brown planthopper)
Lineage: Eukaryota; Metazoa; Arthropoda; Insecta; Hemiptera; Delphacidae
Product: dual specificity protein phosphatase MPK-4
Biological process (GO): protein dephosphorylation
Cellular component (GO): nucleus
Molecular function (GO): protein tyrosine/serine/threonine phosphatase activity
Source: RefSeq, a predicted model, not a curated record
UCCGUAGGUUCCGUUCCCGAUGUUGAUUCUUGAACGAUUGUUUGUUAACUUGUCAAUUAUUGUAGUUGGGCUACUUGUUGAACAAAAAGUUACUUUCAAUUGAGACACAGUUUUAUUAGUAUUUACUGCGUUUCGUAAAAAUGUCAUAGUUUUCUCAGACUAAUACAUCAGGAUCUGCAUUAUUUGUGAUUGGCUGUAAACAGAUUUGAAAAUGGAAGUAAAACGUUGUAGUUUGAGAAAAUCGCUAUCAUCCAGACAUUCCAAAAGCACAAAUGAAUUGGUAUCUGACGAUGACGCAGGGCCAACAAAUCUUGAUUGUAUUGAACCUGGACUAUGGCUAGGAAACUUGACCGCAGCUAUGGAUUUGGAUAUGCUGGAGGAUAGAAAGAUCAAUCACAUUUUGACUGUCGAUUCAUGUCCGCUGCCAAGAAACAUUCUUUCGAUACCAAGUAUCAAGAGCAUGUAUGUUCAAGUUACAGAUAUACCUUGUGAAGACUUGUUGAGUCAUUUUGAGGAUACAUACAAAUUUAUUUCUGAUGGACAGUCGAAUGGUGUCGUGCUUGUUCAUUGCUAUUUCGGUGUUUCAAGGAGCGCAACUAUUGUUAUCGCAUAUUUUAUGAAAAAAUACCAGCUGCCAUUCAAUGAAGCUUAUGAGAUGGUUAAGAAGCAGCGUCGUUUUGUUGGGCCGAAUAGAGGAUUUGAAGCGCAGUUGAAACUAUAUGAGCGAAUGUGCUAUCAUAUAGAUCGCAGUAAUGCCCAAUUUCGCAUGUACAGAUUGGCGAUUGCUGCCGAUAAAGUCAGAAAAGUGAAAAUUCUUCCUCAAGACUGUUUGGAUGUGGUGAAACCAGAUCCGGCUUUGAUAACUGUCAGGCCUGAUCCAUUAGUGUACAGAUGCAGGAAAUGCAGGCGUAUUGUAGCAUCAGCCAGCAACAUAGUACCUCACGCUGCCAGGGAAAAGCCUUCGUGGAAAACUGAAAACUGGCCUCCUGUUGAGCCGGAAAAGUCGCUGUGCAACCUGACCUACUUUGUGGAGCCAAUGACCUGGAUGAAAGCUGCUAUUCAGUCGGAGCAGGGCAAAAUCUACUGUCCCAAGUGCAGCUCCAAGAUUGGUUCAUUCAGCUGGAUUAUGGGGUGUCAGUGCCCCUGUGGAGCCAAGGUUUCUCCGGCAUUCUACUUGGCGCCCUCAAAGGUGGAGUGGAGCAACUUUGUUCAGAAUGUUCAGGUUACUGUUUAAAAUUAUCUGCAUGUGAUAAGGUAAUGUGAUAGAUGUAAUUAUUGAGCAGUUCAAAUCAAACUAGUCAUUAGAAUAUAAGUGAAAGAAUUUCAGAUUAUUUUGUAGGUUUUAUUUUUUAACAUUCGACAACAGAGUAUAACUAGUCUUAAGAAUUUGUGAAAGAAUUUCAGGUUAUAUUUUUUAAUCUAAGUCUUACUAGUCAUUAGAAUUUGUGAAAGAAUUUCAGAUUAUUUUGCGUGUAUUUUCUAUGCAUUUGUUAUUCAAAUGGCAUAAAAAAUUGUUCCAGUUGUAAUUUAAAAGUACAUACAAGCUCAGAUGAACGAAAGGGACAUCAUUAACAGUUUGAAAGAGAAAGUUUACAUGUGUAUGCAUCAACUAGAGCUCCCCCCCCCUGUUAUCUAAUUGUCUAGAUAGAGGAUGUUGAAGAUUCGAAAAUAUUACGUAUCGUGGACUUCCAGGAGGGAGUGUAAGAUAAGUCCACUGUAAAAUAUACUGUACACAUAUGAGUUGUAUACACGUUAAACCGUGUGUUACUUUCAUUUUUUCCAGCGACCUCGCUUGUAUCACAAAUGCUUAUAGAACGUAGGGCACUACGUGUGUUGGAAAGUUUGGUGUGGGUGCAUUAAUGCCAGACGAAGUAGGAAGCUACUAGAAGUAGCAAAGUAAUGACAAUUCUUACUAUUUAAUUUAAUUAACUUAAAUUUAUUUAAUUCAUAUAACAUUUGGGAUGACUAUUCUGAUGAAUACCACUCAUUAUAUUCCUGAUGAUAUAUCCAGGUGUGUAAUGGCAUUAAAUUAUUAUCAUAAUUUUUCACAUGGAUGUCACCGGUAGAGAUUCUCUCAUCCAAAAUGCUAUCUUUAAUUAACCAAGUUGUGGGUACAGUAUGCCAUGUAGCCCUUAAUAGUUACACGUUGUACAUUAGUUGAGUCACAUACUACUGGACCAUUAAUUGAAUGUGUAUUACCAUACAAAUCGGAAUAGGAAACCACGUCUUUAGUGGUUGAUACAACUAUGCCUUGAUAUUCGUAGAACUCCUUGAUAUCAAGUGUAUCAAAUAUUGGUAUUGAGGCCGUAACCUCUGAACAUAAGUAAGUGUUGCUAUGGUACAAGCAUCCCGACAAGUCUCGCCUAACAUUUAUCCCUAUAUGGGUCGGUCCAACAGCUGAUACAACAUCAGUAUAAUUGUUUAAUCGAAAGGCAAAAGCUAUACCUGCAGAAGUAAGAGCCGAUUUAAUAUAUGGGGCUAUGAUUACGGCACGAACGUAACCUAGACUUAAUACGGUGGACAUAUCAACAUGUAUGCGAGCAUAAGUAUAAAACAACAAUGGGUUGUCUACAUAUAUGGAAUCUUUCAUUCCUAAAAACUUCUCGAUAACGUCGUUAACAUCUCAGGUGGUAUUAAUGCGGAAUUGAUCGUUCCGCUUCGGAUGGCGUCUAAAAUGGAACUCACUUUAGCAUGCAUUUUAGUAUUGAUGAUCUCGGCCACCAGUCGCAAUGAAGUCUUGCAUAUACGCAGAUCCAGUUCGGUGAUGUUAUCUUUCAACUUGAACAUAUUACAUAUAGGCUAUAUAUUCGUCUGAUUUUGAGGAAUGUGCCUCAACUAUUUUAAGAAUCAUGCGCAUUUCAAGAAUCUGAUUUUGCAAAUCAUCAAUAGUAAACCAGUUCCAAAUGGUGCCAACCAUUGAUACACCAAUACCCUCUACAGCAGCAGCACCUAUUAUUAGGGGGGCUAACCUUUUCCUACGCUUUCCGAUCAUGGAUCCAACACCUCGGCCAAUUGAUUGCACUUCAUCGUAAGCAGUAUGUCCACGUA